Messenger RNA from Vanrija pseudolonga, 2240 nucleotides. RefSeq lists its product as uncharacterized. Gene Ontology annotation, biological process: regulation of DNA-templated transcription. The coding region runs from base 670 to 1629 and encodes 319 amino acids. The record is from RefSeq and is a predicted model, not a curated record. Gene Ontology annotation, molecular function: DNA-binding transcription factor activity. Lineage: Eukaryota; Fungi; Basidiomycota; Tremellomycetes; Trichosporonales; Trichosporonaceae. The transcript has 6 exons.
AUGUUUCUUUCGUUUCGUGGGAGCAGGACCCCAGUAUGGGUAGACCAAAACUGGACCCCCUUGCCGCCAUUGCAUUGUCAUUUGCUUGCUCGCUCGCUGGCCCAGACUCCAGCAAGCCUAAGAUCGACCAUAUCAGGACAAAACUACUACUACCAUAUAAGAUUCGUCUUCAAGUCGGGCCACCUCGAGACCAAAACCUCGACAGCCCGUCCUCCCUCAAAGCGCCAUUUCAAUAACAGCAUACCUUGCCUCAAGAACAACCUUGCACCGCCGCACUUGCGACUCUACCUGACGACCACCACCACCAACAGUCAAACACAACAUUUCUCUACAUCAUCUUCACCGGUCGUCAUCUGCUUGGUCGCCGAUAUCAUCAACGUCAACAACAUCAGACUGUCGUCGUCGCCGUCGUUUGCCCAGCUACUUGUCCCAUUCGACAGCUGGCCGCCACUUGAUCGGAUCUGCACGUAUCCAUUGUCUCUAUACGCAUCGACUUGAAUCGUCCUUGUUCCCAUCACUUUACUUGCCACUGUUGUUCCGCCUAGGCCUAGCAGAAACAACUCCGGCCAUUGUUCGUCCCCCAACCCUUUUCACUUUCCAACUUCUUACAUAGACGCUUUAGCAAAGCGUCACUUGCCCAUCGUGUCGGCCCACAUCAUCACUCCUGUAAUGGAGCCAAACUGGGGGCUCUACAACAACUAUUAUAGCAGCGGCGGAGGCGAACGACCACCCCCGCCAGUCUCACCACACCUCGACCGCUCAGACGACCAACCUCCUCACCGUCGAAGCAUGAACCAAGGCGUCUUCCUCCCACCCCCGCCCCCGCAGCAGGGCCAGUCGGGGCUUCUGCCCCCCGUGUCGGCCUCGUACGGAUCGAGCUACCAUGGAUCGUCCCCGUCCGGUGUUGGCCUCAGCCAGAGCGGUGCUGGCACAGGUAACAGCUCGGCGCCCAUGCACAUGACGCCGCCUAGCAUGGGCUACUCGAGCCAUGUGCCCAUGUCAAGUCAGCUUGGCCCUUACCACUACCCAGUGCAGAACAGCCCCGCCACCAUGUCGGCUUUGCCUCCUGGUCGCCAGACCCAGCCCCAUGGUUACUCUCCCCGCAUCGCCGGCGGAUACCCAACGGCCUCGCCCGGCAUGAGCACGCUCUCUCCAUUGUCGCCGUCCAACCACAUGGCCUACCAGGUCUCGAGCGGUUCGACGUCGGCUUCCAGCUUCCCGCCUAGUGUGCCCCCUCCUCACACCAAGGUCGAGCUUCCCUCGAUGCAGGAGUCGAAGAAGCGCCGCACUAACAGCGGUUCGACAACGUCGUGGGAUGACAUGGGCCACAAGGACGACGAGGAGCAGCCGUGGGGAAUGCCCCAGGAUCAGUACAAGGCGCUCAACCCCCGCGACAAGAAGCAGGUUCGCAACCGCAUUGGCGCACGGCGUUUCCGCGCCAAGCGGAAGGACUACGUUUCCGCUUUGGAGUACAGCAAAAAGGAGGCGGAUGCGAAGAUUGUGCAGCUCGAGGGGCAACUCGAGUCAUCUCGACGCGAGAUCAAUGAUCUACGCGCCCGACUCAACAUGGCGCCCCUUCCACCGCCCGUGGACGGCUCUCUCGGACUCGUCGUCGGCAGCGGCGAGUAAGAGUACUUGGCACCGACGAUAAGUGUCGGUGACCAACCGAUUCUGCGCUCGGACUCGGGUGAAGACGACUUUUCGGCGACCGAGAGGAGGAGAACGACGGGCGACAAUGUAUGCUGGACGUACAUCAAGCCGACCAUCAAACGUGCGACGCUGGCACCCUUUCGGGGUCAGCGUUUGCGCUUUAUUAAGUAUACACAACACUACGCUGCAACACGGCGAUCAUCAAGAAUGCUACGCACCAGAGUAACGGUUCAUUAAACGUCGCUUGCGACGUGCGGUGGCGCAUUUGCGACUCUUGCACCGACGACGAUCAGCACGACGUUGGAAGCGUCGACGACGAGGGAUCGCACCCCCUAAUACACACACGCAAUACUCUCAACACACCAUGACACACAAGUAAUCCACCACUGCCAUCAUCCUCUCUCUACCACGCGACCAACAACCGCCAACUCUGCGUGGCCUCUGCGACAGCCUAUUGCUAGCCCCUGACUCGUACGCUGUAUCGACAGAUCUCUUAAUUAUACUACCCGUUCACGAACCUAUACCGCCCCUUAUGCAAUACCUAUGCGCGCAGGGCGCGUAGUUGUGAUGACGAUACGAGUAUGCAUCGG